This is a messenger RNA of Leishmania braziliensis MHOM/BR/75/M2904, 1434 nucleotides long. RefSeq lists its product as hypothetical. Gene Ontology annotation, cellular component: endomembrane system. NCBI's taxonomy places the organism in Eukaryota, Euglenozoa, Kinetoplastea, Trypanosomatida, Trypanosomatidae. The coding region runs from base 1 to 1434 and encodes 477 amino acids. Gene Ontology annotation, molecular function: acyltransferase activity. The transcript has a single exon. The record is from RefSeq and is a predicted model, not a curated record.
AUGAAGUUGACACUGGUCGGCAGCAUAGCGCUGACGUGUGCCCUGGUCGUCGUGGUCUUUGCCUUCUCCUUGUAUGAGUCAUGGCUGUUGCUGGUGCUUUAUCUGGUGAAGUACGUCUUUGGUGACAGUGCGGUGAUGCCGCUGUUUCGCCUCAACAAAGUACGCUACAACUUUGUGCAGCGUGCGUACCUAUGCUGGGUGGAUUGCUUGUUGGAGAACAUGCUGGGUACCCGUGUUGCCUACACUGUCGUUGAUAGCGAUGGCCAGGAGCACCUGGAGCAGCACUAUAUAACAACCAUGCGCAAUGAGGAGGGCGCAAUGGAGAGGUACCUAGACUUGGACAAGGUGCUGCGGCCGCCGUCGCAGCCCGGAAAGGUCAAGAUCAUCAUCAUGAAUCACCACUGCCGCAUCGAUUGGGUCUACACGUUCCUUUACUUUGCCCGUACCCGAAGGCUGAUUAGCCACAUUCGCUACGUCAUGAAAGGAAAUCUGAAGCAGCUCCCGAUUCUGGGCUGGUGUAUGGAGCUCUUUCGCUACCUCUUCCUGGCGCGCAACUGGGAAAGCGACAAGGUGCACAUCCAGCGCAUGGUCGACUUCUACAACGCCACCAAUGACACCCCUGUCAUUGUCAUCUUCCCGGAAGGCACCGACCUCUCGCCAAGCAACGUCCAGGUGUCGCAGGCGUAUGCUGCGAAGGCUGGGCUGCCGAAGUUCCACCAUGUGCUGAAUCCGCGUACCACUGGCACUGUGGCGCUCAUGAACAUGCUAGGUGGUGCCGACAAGGUGGAGGAGGUGGUGGACCUCACUAUCGCCUACACGCUCCACGCCUCAGGGGAGCGCCCGAACGAGGCGUCACUCGUCAAUGGCCAUCACCCAAAGAAAGUGCACCUGCUGAUCAACAGUUACCCUGUCGCAGGCACAGCGGCCGCGGCAGCGCAGAAAAAACCAACGCACGUUUGCCCCACCGAGGAGGUCGCCCUCACCGCAUGGAUCCAUGAGCGCUUCGCGGAGAAGGAGCUGUUGCUGUCGCGGUUCCUCCUGUCGAACCCAAUCGGCUUUGACGCCGCCGAUGUGCGGGCGGUGCUCGGCGAAGACGUCGGCAUCGCCGGCUACGACGACGACGAGGAGCGCCUGCGCCACCCCAACCGGCCGUGGUGGAGACGGUACUACCAGCAGGUUGGCCUCUUCGGCGCUGUCAUCACGCCCGUGUACUGGUUAGCCCCGCCCCUUUACUGCGCCUUCUUCAUCCGCUGGUGGCUGAUGAUGUUGUGGAUAUCCGCCAUGCUUUUGGCCUUCACGAUGGGCUUCAAGGCGGCUGGCGGGGUUCAGGAGUCGCUUUACCUCAAGGUGGUGGCGCCGGAGGCCACGCUGAUGCAGCAGCUGCGUCGCAUGCUGGGGCGUCGACAGAUGAGGAUGGAUAAGAAGAGCAAUUGA